AUGUACACGUUGAUCGAGUACUACGUUCGGGGGCAGGAACCAGUCACGACGCAGUCUGGAGCAAUGUUGAUUACGCCUGUGAAGAAACAGAAAUGGGAAUUACGGCAUGAAUGGAUCAACCUAGACAAACUACUCGGUGAAGGUGCCUUUGGAGGAGUCUAUGCUGGAGUCAUGACAUACGAAGGUAGCGUACACAAGGUAACAUGGUAA
This is a messenger RNA of Cooperia oncophora, 210 nucleotides long. The record is from the annotation of a GenBank genome assembly. NCBI's taxonomy places the organism in Eukaryota, Metazoa, Nematoda, Chromadorea, Rhabditida, Trichostrongylidae.